AUGCUGAAGUGGAUGUCACAGCUGCUCCUCAAUAGGGGGGCGCACCACCUCACACCACUGACACAAUUCCAAUGGGCAUGGAAAGGGAAGCAAGCGGAGGAGCUGCUGAUGCUCAUGCGCAAACUCACACGCACCGCCGAGGACUGGGGCAUCCAGUUCUGGAUAGUUAAGCUGGACAUACGCAGCAUUCGACAGUGUGCUGCAGCAGUCUCUGGGGGCCAUGGUGGCGUCUUGGGUGGGGGAACAAGGGAAAAUGCCUUGGGAAGCGCACGCGUGGCUCAGCCUGCUCCAGGCACAGCACAUUCAGGUGGCGGCGGGGGGGGAGCUGGUGGAUGUCAGGCAAACCACGGGAGUAAGACAAGGGCACCAGAUUCGCCGCUGUUGUUUUCGGCACUCAUAGGGCGCAUACUCCAGCUAUGCCUCCCACCACUUCCCCCCAAAGGGGAAGCACACCAGCGAGCACCAGAGUGCCCGACAACCGGGGGGGCCUUCAUGGAUGAUACCUACCUUUGGGACACGGACCCCGACAGGUUGCAAGCCGUCCGCCGUGAGAGAGGCGUCCGACCCAACCGGCGGGGGCACUCACACGCCCGCAACAGUGCAGGCAGCGCAGCCGCAGCAGCACCCACAACACCCAGCAGACCCGAUCCACCAGGCGACGCAACCACCACCACAGAAGCAAAAGCCGCCGCCGAAGCAACCACCACCAAAGCAGCCGCCACCACGCUCACAACAGCAGCUGCCAGCGAGCAGCGGAGAUGCGCGGCAACAAGCGAGCAUCCAACCACAGCCGCCCCUGCCACCACAACCACAACAAGGAUCCCCAGCAGCAACCGCGGGGGACAAGCAGCUGCAGCAGGGGCCAGGCGGAGCAUACCAGAACACGGGGGCCAAGCAGGACGGCAGCGGUGGCAGUAG
Molecule: messenger RNA, 918 nt
Organism: Symbiodinium natans
Lineage: Eukaryota; Dinophyceae; Suessiales; Symbiodiniaceae
Source: the annotation of a GenBank genome assembly